AUGUUAUAGGGAUUUUUUUUAGUUUCAAUGUAUCAGCCUAAGUUUAGUUUGAGCUAAAAGAUUUAAAAAAUAGUAUUGUUAAUAUAUUAUUGUUAAAUAUUAACAUUAGCAUUUCCAAUAGAUGGAUGGAAUCUUUGGACUUAUAAAGAUGGUGCUUUAAGAAUGACAAAAAACUUAUUAAACAUGAUUUUAAUUUUUCCUUAUAUCAUUGAAAUAAAAUCCUCAGUAUUGAUAUAUGUGUUGAUAAUACUAUUCUCUAUAAUAAACAUUUUCAUAUUGUUGGCAAUAUUUAUUAUUGCAAAAUUUAAGAAUAAACUUUCUCUUAUGUUGACAAUUACAUAUUGGUAUUUACUAUUUAUCCCUAAUUUAUUUUUUAUCCCUUAAUUGUAUAUAUUUAUAGGAUCUUUAUCCUUUACUUAAAGAGCUUUAUUAUAUUCAAACUUUUAAUAUAAUGUAAUAAUUUCUAUUAUUAUAUUAUCCUCAUUAGUUUUAAUCUUCCUUUGCCUUUUUAGUAUUUAUUUUAUAAGAAAAUAAAGAUUAGAAAAGGAAAGUGUAUUAGUUUAAAAAUUUUGUUCGUUAGGAUUACUGAGAUAGUUUUUUACAAUAGCAAUUAUAUUUUUACACUUUCAAAAUAGAAAUUUAUUCAUAAAUACAAAUCAAUUGUUGUUAAUGCACUUUUUUUUUCUUACAUUAAUUUUUGAAGCAGUUUUUUUUGAAACUAUGCACCCUUAAAUACUAAAAUUUGUAAUGAUUAGUGUAACUACAUGCAUUAGUUGCUUAUUGAUAAUAUCAACAAAUGUGAUUUCAUAAAAUACUCAAAUUCAUGAAGAAUAAUUAUUAGUAAUUUAAUUGAUUACAGCAACACUGCUCUCCUCUAUUUGUAAUUUAUUUCACAAUAAAAUAUUUAUCAAGAGAUUAUUAUAAGGUAAUUAAACCCAAUAUACAAUCACAUGUGUUGAAUGGCUUUUUCAUAUCUCAACAACAUUUACUCAAAGCAAAAGGAUUUCUUUAAAUAUUUUGUUUUAUGUUCUAUUUACUCAAUACCAUAAAUAAAAAUGUAUUAGUUGUUUUAAAAAAGCUUUUAAAGAUGAAAAACUAUUAUCUAAAUCAAUGAUCUUUUAUUUUCUUGAUUGUUUGCUUAAAAAUGGAUUGUUUAGGUCAAAAAACACUUUAAAUUCAUAUUAAGAGUUACUAUAAAUCUAUAAUAUGGACUUUUAAAAUAAAAUUAAGAAAUAACCCCUUACAGCUUAUAUUGAAUUUAAAUAAUUUACCCUAAAAAAAGAGAAAAUUUCUCAGUACUUAAGAGGAACAAUAAAAUUCAUUUAUGCAGAGUUAGAAGAAAUUAUAUAGAAUAGAAAUAGUAUUUUGGGAAAAACAAAUAGUAUCAAAUAUGAAGAAAAUUAUCUUUAAGUAAAAACCUUUAUAUAAACUUAUUAAAUUGAAGAUUUAAUCUUACCUAAAAUAAUAGAGUUGAUAGAUUUAAAAAUGGAUAUUUGGAAUAAAUAGAUAAAUGGUUUAGAAACAAUUGAUGAUUUAGAAUAAUUAAUAAUUAAUUAUUCAAGUAAAAUUGUAAUUUGUUAAGAUUCGUUGUAAUAAAAAUUGUAAAUAAAUUUAAUGAAUUAAAAUUAAAUAUCAAAAUCUAGAAAUGUUAUUGAAUUAAGGAUUGCAUCAAUAUUUAAUCUAAUAAUAUUAAAUAAUUAUUAAAUAUCUCUCUAGUGUGAAUAAUAAAUUUCUGAAAUAUUAUUAAUGGAGAACUCACUUCCAAAUGAUCUGAUUCGUAAUAUUGAUAUUAUUUAAGAUAAUUUAUGUUUAAUUAUGGUUAGUAUGGUCCAAAAUAGAGGAUUUAUUAAAAAUAAUAAAAAACAAUAAAUAGCCAAUUACUUUGGAUUAGAUAUUAAUGAAUUAGAAAGUAUUAAUCAUAUUAAUUUAUUCAUUCCUUAAUUUAUUUCUGAAUUACAUGAAUAAUUUUUAUAAUCUUAUUUAGAAACAGCCUAAUCCCCACUAUUUAAUUAAUAUUAAAUUGUUUUUAGUAAACAAAAAAAUGAAUUUAUUUAAGCAUAAUAAUUAAAAUUAGAAAAUAAUUUUGAUUUUUUUGAUGAUUAUGUUGUUACUGGAUGUUUAUCUAAAGUGAAAGAAACAUCAGAAUUUAUUUUAUUUGAUGAAAAUGGUAAAAUUCUUUCAGUUACUUAAGGAUUUUAUACAGAUAUUAUUUAAUAAUCCUUUUAAGAAGAAUUGAGUGCUCAAACAAUUAAUUAAGCUUAUAUAUUUUUAUUUUUUACAAAUAUUUUUUCUAUUUUGGAAUCAUAAAAAGAUAAUAUUAAUUAAUCUGAAUUUCUUUAAGUAGAAUUGAUGACAGUAAUUACAAUUUUUGAAAACUUAUCAAAAAUAAUUUAAUUUUUUAUUGAUAAUAAAACGAUACCUCAAAAUUCCAUGGCAUCUUAAUUUGGAAAAAUAGUGUAAAAAACGGCAAAUUUAUCAAAUUCAAAGACUUAUACAACAAAAAAGUAAUAAAAAGAAAAUUUAUCAACAGGAAGAUAUUUUAUCAAUAAAAGUUUCAAAUUAUCUGAUGACAUCUAAUUAUUAUGUCCUACUUUUCGAACUUAAGUUUUAGACUUUAUGCAAUAAUAUAAUGUAUAUUCUUUUUAUAUUAUUUAAGCAAUUCUAAUCAGUUUAAUAUUUAACUAAAAUAUCUUUGCAAUAUCGAACUAUUGGAAAAAAGCCUUAAUCAAGAUCAUAUUUUAUAAUAGAAAUUUUAGAUUUUAGAAAAAAAGGUAAUUCCCCUCAUCUUCUUAAAAAUAACAAAUUUAUAAGCUAAGAUAUAAAUUAAUUUUUUGGAGAAAAUCAAAAUAAUAAACAUUAUCUUUCUUAAAAUCAAUCUUAAUCCCCUUUAUAAUAGGGAUUUUAACAUUAUAAUAAGGAGGGUAAUAAUCUCUUUGGAUUUAAAAAAUAAAACUUUUCUAAAUCUUUCAGUGAUAAUGAUUAAUAAUUCAGAAAUAAAAAUUUAUUAUCUUAAUAAAAUGAUAUGAGUUUCUUGAAUAGAAAAGAAAAUCAAACUUAAUCAAGCUAAUCUUCAAGUAUUCUAAGAAUGCAAAAUCUUAAUUUUUUAAGAUUUAUUUAAUAUUCUUCUAAGAUGAAUAAUACUCUCAAAAUCAUUCUUAUUUUAACAAUUAUAUCACUUAUCAUCAUAAGUGCAGUAAUCUUAUUCAAUAUACUAAUUAUUCGACUCUAAAUAUCUGAAUAAAUUAAUAGUAAUUAUUCUUUAAAUGCCCCACUUCUGUUCAAUAGAUACUUUUUUUAAAGUUAUGCUUUAUCUUGGACUCUACUGAUGAACGGAUUAAAAAUCAUUAGUUAAAGCGAUUUCUUGAUUAAUUAAACAUUUUAUUAUCUUAAAAAUAUGGAAAAAGAGACUUUUAGUAAUUUAAGUAAAAUGUACCCUAAUUUCUUGGAAAUAGAAAAUAUGGGAUUAUUACCUAAUAUUAGUUUGAAAUUAUUAGGAAUUGAAAGAUAAACAGUUUCGUAUACUGAAUUUAUAACUUUUAUUUAGAAUGCUUUAUAGUAUCUUUUUUAAUUUCAAUCAAUCAUUAAAGAAAAUAUAUAAAAAACAUUAGAUUUAGAUUUUGUUAACUCUAUCGUUACUUUGAGGUAUAAUCUCAAAUAUGUAUUUGAUAUGAAUAAAGAACUAAUAGGAUCUUUAGAUUAAAUGAACUACAAUCAAAUACAAAAUUAAUAUUAAUAAUUUUUAAUAGUUACAAUCAUUGAAAUUUGAAUUUUAUUUGUAUUUUAGAUUAUCUAAUUGUUUUUCUGGAAAAAAAUUGAAUAACAGAAAUGCUAAAUUUUAAAAAUUAUUGGCAAAUUUUCAGAGUCAAAAGCAAAUAAUUUGAUUCUUCAACAUCAAAUUUAUAAAUAAAUAUUGUAAUAGUCGAAUAAUUAAAAAUCAUAUUGGAAAAACUAAAAUUUCACUUAAAUAUAUAGAAAGAAUAUAUGUAAAAGAGAAAAAAUUAUAGUUCAAAACACCAAAUCUAAAUAAAAUCAAAAUAAAACAAUUGGUAUGUUAAAUGCAAGAAUAAAAAAAAGUUCAUCUUCAAAUAAAAAAUAUCUUUUUUAUUAUUUGAUCAUUUUAUCUACAUUAAUGAGCUUUUUAUUUGGAGGUUAUUAUUAUUAUAUUUUUUUAAUUCAAAAUUAUUAACCUUAACAAUAAUUAGCAUUAAAUUUUAUAAGAUUUUCAAGUUACUUUGAUACACUAAUAACAACAGCUAUCGUUAUUAAAACAUAACCUUAGGUUUACCCAGGUAUAGUAUCUAAUUAAAUUUAUACUCAAAAUUAGAUGAAUUAAUAUAGAGACCCAUUCAAAUAAUUAUUCUAUAUGUUUCUUAAUGUUUAUGAAACUUUUGAUGAUAAUUUAACAUAAAUCUAUGAAGGAAUUUUAUUUACAAAUAAAAUUGAUGAUUCUAAUAGGAAAAUAUUGUUAGACCUAUAUUAAAAUAACAUUUGCAAAGUUAUUUCUAACUAAAUCCCUUUUUGUUAAUUAGAAUAACUAGGGGAUAAAAAAUUUACUGAAAAAUAUUAAAAAUUUUAUCAAAUAGAUAAUAAUUAAAUUUAUUUAAGAAAUGGAAUUAUUGGAAUUAUUAAUAGUGCUAGUUAAUUUAUGAAAACAAAUUACGAUUAUGAGAUAGCUAGUAUCAAUUAUGUUACAGACUUUGAUUAACUUAAUAGAUUAUAUUUGACAUCUGAAUUUAAUAAUAUUUUAAUUUAACAUUUUAGCUCCACUACAUAAUGUACUGAAAAGUUUUUAGAUAUAAUAUUAUCAGCAAAUGAGGAAUCGAUGAGCUAAAACCAAUAUAAAAUUACCCUAUAUUUUUGUUUAAUUGGUUUAGGAUUACUUAUAGUUUUAGGAAUUUUUUUUGCAUGGUUAAUUAAUCUCACUUGUAUGAGAUUCAUAUAUUUAAAAUUAAGUUUAAGUAUGGUUCCAAAAGAAAUUUUGGCUGAUUAAAUUACGAUAUCAUAGAAAAAACUAUUAGAUUGA
Paramecium sonneborni is the source of this 5023-nucleotide messenger RNA. The record is from the annotation of a GenBank genome assembly. Lineage: Eukaryota; Ciliophora; Oligohymenophorea; Peniculida; Parameciidae.